AUGGCUAAUUCCGAACUGGUCCAGGGCUCUCCCGCGCCUUCGGUCGGAGCGACUCCCACGAAGAAAGAACCGCCGGUCAUUCCGUUGACCCCCUUAGAGAAGAUGCUGCAGGAUAUGGGUCCGAUCCGCGAGGAUGGCAGUGAUAAGUUUUUCGGAAUGGAAAAUUAUGGUAAUACUUGCUACUGCAAUUCGAUACUACAAUGUCUUUAUUACUCGAUACCUUUUCGGGAAGCCGUCAUCAACUAUCCCACGCGAACGCCCAUCGAAAGCCUGGAGGCCGCUUUGGCCAAUAACCUCCGUUAUCAGAAUCUCGCCGCGAACUUGGAAGCCGAGGCACUGGCCGAGAAACAGAAAGCCGCUAAUCAACAGCGAUCGGGGAUGUCCCCGAAUCCACCGCCGAAACCCGAGGACAAGGACUCGCCCGAGUAUAAAAAGAAGAUGGCGCUGCAGACGAUGCCGUUGUUGGAAACGAAGAAUAAUGCAACGAGCUACGGAAUGUCGGAAUCGCUAUUUACCUCGCUCAAGGAUAUAUUCGAAUCUGUCGUGGGCAGUCAGUCGCGGAUCGGUAUCAUUCGACCACAGCAAUUCCUGGAUGUUCUGCGACGGGAGCACGAGAUGUUCCGGACGGCAAUGCACCAGGACGCUCAUGAGUUCCUCAACCUCUUGCUGAAUGAAGUGGUUGCCAACGUGGAGGAAGAGGCUUUGAAACAGCCGGUCAUGAAGAGCCUCCCGCCGCCGGAGAGUACCGAAUCGGGCGAAAUGUCGUCGAGCUCGGGAUCGAAAACGCCCAACACGACGCGCUGGGUGCAUGAACUGUUUGAGGGCACCCUGACAUCGGAGACGCAGUGUCUCACUUGCGAGAAGGUGUCCCAGCGCGAUGAGGUCUUUUUGGACCUUUCGGUGGACUUGGAGCAGCAUUCGUCGGUCACAUCCUGUCUGAGGAAGUUUUCCGCGGAGGAGAUGCUCUGCGAACGAAACAAAUUCCACUGCGACAACUGCGGAGGAUUGCAAGAGGCCGAGAAACGAAUGAAGAUUAAGCGCUUGCCCCGGAUCUUGGCUCUGCAUCUGAAGCGGUUUAAAUACACAGAGGAUCUGCAACGCCUUCAAAAACUGUUCCAUCGCGUGGUCUACCCGUACCACCUUCGCCUUUUCAACACAACCGACGACGCGGAAGACCCCGAUCGCCUGUAUGAGCUCUACGCGGUGGUGGUACACAUUGGUGGCGGACCCUAUCACGGACAUUACGUUGCGAUCAUCAAAACGCAGGAUCGCGGUUGGUUGCUGUUUGACGACGAGAUGGUGGAACCCGUGGAUAAAAACUACGUCCGGAAUUUCUUUGGCGACAAGCCCGGGUUGGCCUGCGCCUAUGUUCUCUUCUACCAGGAGACCACGCUGGAGGCUGUCAUGCGCGAGCAGGAGCAGGAAAAUAUGGACGCCGCUGCAGCUGCCGCAGAACUAAACGAGCUGAACCUCAAGCAGAAUGGCAGCGCCCAGCCGCUGGCCCACGUCCAUAGUGCCUCCCAGAUCCCGUCGGCCGACGACACCACGCGAUUCAACGGCCUCGCCCGGGCUCCCACCGCGCCUCAGCUGUCUACCCACCCCGAGUUUGUCGACGCAGAGAACGCCACGCCCUUGACCUCUCCCGUCUUGAAUGCGCCCCCGGUGCCUCCCAUUCCGGAGAUGCCGGUCAAACAGCCUUUGAGCCCCAAGAAGAGUGACUUGGCUUCCAAGAAAGAACGGGCCAAAGAAGAAAAAGAGCGGAAGGCUGCCGAGAAAGAAAAGGAGAAGCAGCGUCGGAAGGAACAGGAGGCCCGGAUGAGGGAGAACCAGCGCCGUGAAGAUGCCGAAAUGAAGGCCGCUCUCGAAGCUAGCCGAUCAUCCAAGGCAGACGAAGACAAGCGCAACGGCCCCGAGUCCGGCAAGGACGGCGACUCGAAGAAACUGGGUAGCCUGGGUCGUCUGAAGCGGGGCAGCAAGAGCAUCAGCCAUCGGUUAGGCAAAGACAAGGAGAGCCGGGCCUCUUUAUCGAGUUUCCCACCCACGCCGGUCGUUCCAGAACAUCCGGUCCCCGCGCGGAAUUCGGAGCAGCUCCCGCAGCCUAGUACGCCAACCCUACCGGCGAAGCCUGAACGAACUCAAACAUCCCCCAACCACAACCACCGUACACCUCCCGACGAAGAGCGUGAUACCCUGAAGGACGUCAAACACGAUAAGAAUAGCCAUGGGAAAUGGAGAAGCUUUAGUCUUAGAAAGAAGUCGUUCAGCAUUCUUUCUUAA
Aspergillus affinis is the source of this 2277-nucleotide messenger RNA. It is a transcript of the gene creB, whose product is annotated as ubiquitin C-terminal hydrolase CreB. NCBI's taxonomy places the organism in Eukaryota, Fungi, Ascomycota, Eurotiomycetes, Eurotiales, Aspergillaceae. The record is from RefSeq and is a predicted model, not a curated record. Gene Ontology annotation, molecular function: cysteine-type deubiquitinase activity; cysteine-type endopeptidase activity. The transcript is spliced from 3 exons. Gene Ontology annotation, cellular component: cytosol; nucleus. Gene Ontology annotation, biological process: protein deubiquitination. Bases 1 to 2277 code for a protein of 758 amino acids.